AUGGAGUGGCAGCACAUCCCCACUCCUUUCUUACUCGCUCUCCUCCUCAUCUACAGUUUGCCUCUCGUUUUUUCCGAAUCUCGGAAUAAGAAAGGAUCGUCGGAUCAUAGAGAUAACUUCUUACGAGAUGAUUACGAUGACGAUUAUGAUUACGACGAAGAAUUUCCAGGAUCCUGGAAUCUUCCGUCUACUGACACAAAAUCCUCUUGUUACGAUGAAAAUAAUCAGCCUCAGCGGUGUGCUCCGGAAUUUUCUAACGCGGCAGCGUACCGCAAUGUGCACGCUACCAAUACCUGUGGAUCUUUUGGGGCUCGAGAAUUUUGCAGACAGAUGGGCACCCCUUGGGCCCGAGCUCCGUGCGAAAUAUGCGACGUGACAGUGCCCCACAGAGCCCACCUGCCUCAUCACAUGACGGAUUUCAACACGUACCGUAACUUGACGUGGUGGAUGAGUGACACCAUGGAAGAUGGCAUCGACAAACCCGGACAAGUGAAUCUCACUUUGGAUUUCAGAAAAUCUUUCGACAUUUCUUACGUGCGUUUACGCUUCUACAGUAGCCGACCAGAAAGCUUCGCCAUAUACAAACGCACAACGCUCGACUCCGAGUGGACCCCUUAUCAGUUCUACAGUGCCACCUGUAAUGAAACAUACGGCAUACCAGAUGGAUCUUUGGUUACUAGAGAAAAUGAGACCCUACCCCUUUGCACAUCCGAAUUCAGCGAUUUGUCACCACUGACUGGCGGCACGGUAGUCUUCAGUACUUUGGAAGGGCGACCUGGCGCUUACGACUUCGAAAAUAAUCCAAAACUGCAGGAAUGGGUUAUCGCCACUGCCAUUCGGAUCACGCUGGACAAGAUGAAUACCUUCGGCGAUGAAAUCUUUGAAGAUCCCUUGGUUCUCAAGUCCUACUUCUUUGCCAUCAGCGACUUGUCGGUAGGAGCGAGAUGUCGCUGUUACGGACAUGCAAGCGAUUGCAUCUAUGCCCCUGAUGAAGCCACCGGCAUCCUGCGCCUGGUGUGCCGGUGUGAGCACCACACCAUGGGCGACGACUGCGAGAUGUGUCUGCCUCUCUUCAACCAACGGCCUUGGGCACCCGCCACUACCACGGAUGCCAACGAAUGCUUGCCUUGCAACUGCAAUGGAAAGUCAAACAAAUGUUAUUUUGAUCAAGAGCUUUUUGACAGAACUGGAAGUGGAGGCCAUUGUCUUGAAUGUGAAGAUAAUACUGAAGGAGUUAAUUGUGAACGUUGUAAAGUCCUUCAUUAUAGAAGAAAAGAAGAUAAGGAAUGUGUGCCUUGUAACUGUGAUAGCAUGGGUUCUCUUGCUGCUCAGUGUUCAGAAGAUGGUCAGUGUCCUUGCAAACCUGGCGUGGGAACUAGAACUUGUAGUAAAUGUGCCCCAAAUUUUUAUGAUAUGACAGUACAAGGAUGCAGACCAUGUGGAUGCAAUUUAGCUGGCAUUGCACAGGAUGCUCCUAGUUGCGAUCCUUCUCUAGGUUACUGUCCAUGCAAAGAUCAUGUGAUUGGACAAAGAUGUGAUGAUUGCAAGAAGGGCUAUUUCGAUCUUCAGUUAGAUAAUGAAUUCGGCUGUGUUGCGUGCUUCUGUUAUGGUCACUCCACAGAAUGUCGUAGCGCUCCAGGAUUUUUCAAAAAGAUCAUCGAAUCAAAAUUUGAUCAAAGUCCAGAAGGCUGGAAAGCUGUUGACCUAAGAGGCCAUGGAAUCCCAGUCUUUUAUGAUGCUGAUCUUCAAAUUAUUGAAGUUCGUGGACGUGGGGGAGAGUUUGCUUAUUUUGUUGCACCUGAUUGCUACUUGGGUAAUCAACGGGCAUCUUAUAAUCAUUACCUGACUUUCACAUUCAGAAUUGGCGCUGAAAGUGUUCGAGUUAGUGCUCAUGAUGUAAUACUGGAGGGUGCUGGUCUUCGAGUUAGUGUCCCAAUUACAGAACAAGGGAAUCCCAUUCCUUCUCAUAGGAUACAAAAUUACAAAUUUAGACUACAUGAAAAUCCUGUGUUUGGGUGGACGCCUCAGCUGAAUACAUUUGACUUCAUCAAACUUUUGUCUAACUUAACAGCUCUGAAAAUUAAAGCUACGUAUUCCAGAGAAGGAGUUGGAUAUUUGGAUGAUGUGAUACUUGAAUCAGCUUCCAAUGUACCAGGAAAUUUCCCUGCAACCUGGAUUGAGCAGUGCUCAUGUCCUGAAGGCUAUGCUGGUUUGUCUUGUGAACUUUGUGCUCCUGGAUAUAGAAGGGAGCCUUUAGGCAACAGUCCUUAUUCACGCUGUGUUAAAUGCUUUUGUCACAAUCAUGCUGAUACUUGCGAUCCAGAUACGGGCCGAUGUAUCUGCAAGCAUAAUACUGAAGGCCCUCACUGUGAAAGAUGUGCUCCAUCUUAUUAUGGAGAUGCAAGGGAGGGAACUUCUGCAGACUGCAAGCCUUGCUUGUGUCCCGACAGAGGACCCUGCGUUAUGCUUCCUGGAGGUCAAGUUGCUUGUCAACAAUGUCCUCUGGGUCACACAGGUCACCAAUGUGACAUGUGUGUCGAUGGUUAUUUUGGUGAUCCUACUGGAAGAUUUGGUCCCGCUCGGCCGUGUAGAAAAUGCGACUGUAAUGGAAACAUUGAUCCAAAUGCAGUCGGCAACUGUAACACCACGACAGGUCAGUGCCUGAAAUGCAUUUAUAAUACUGCUGGAUGGAAGUGUGACAGGUGUUUACCCGGAUACUACGGUGAUGCUCUGGCAUUACCGAAAGGGGGAUGCAAACGAUGCACUUGCUAUUUACCUGGAACAAUUGAGCCGGAACGAGGAGCCAAUCCAUGUGAAUCAACUGGUGGUCAAUGUCGGUGUAAAGCUAAUGUGAUGGGUCGUCGGUGUGAUCAGUGUAGAAAAGGUUACUGGAAUAUUGAUAGUGGUCAAGGAUGUUCUGCUUGUGAUUGUAAUAGGGUUGGUUCUGUCAAUCAAACAUGUGAUAUUCGAUCUGGUCAGUGCCAUUGUAGAUCAGGGGUUGUUGGGCGACAUUGUGAUUCGUGUGCUCCUUAUCAUUAUGGAUUUUCCGAAGAAGGCUGUAAAGCUUGCGAAUGUGAUCCUGCUGGUUCAACAUCCUUACAGUGUGACACUGCUGGUCAGUGUCAGUGCAGACCCAACAGAGAAGGACGCAAGUGUCAUAUUUGCAGGGACAAUAAGUUCAGCAGAGGCACUGUGUGUAAAGACUGUCCUCCGUGCUAUUCUCUUCUUGAAGAGGCCAUUGACCGGUAUAAGGACAAACUGACGGAAUUGGCGCAAUUAAUGGAAGAACUGAAAAAUCAUCCUGAAAGUGUAGAGGAUUUUAAUUUUCAGCGGAAGCUCAGAGAGACGGAUCGGAAAAUAACUCAUUUGUUAGAUGAAGCCAAGAGAGCUGCAAUUGCAGAUGGGAGUUUAAUCAGUCAAUUGAAUGAACUCCGCAAGAGAAUCAAAGAAAUCGGAAAAACUGCCGGAAAAGUCCGUGAGCGACUGGACGAAGGCGAAGAGUAUCGCAGGUAUGGCCUUGACAAUAUCACGAUGGCGGAGAAUGUGAUACAACAGGCAAAAGAUGCCGCUGCAGCGGCGCGAAAGUAUCUGGACACACAAGGAAGAGAUGCUUAUUUGUCGGCUCUGGACAGAAAGGACAGACUUGGGCAGCAGUCGAACAGGCUGUCGCAGAUUGCUCGGGAAGCCCGUCAGUUGGCUGAUCAGCAAGAAGAAGAUGCAGAAGUGAGCGAUGCUGUCUCAAAUCAGGCGUUAAAUACAUCAACUGAAGCUUAUCGUUUAGCGAGAGAAACUCUGGAGUCACAAGAGAGAAUGAGUCAUGAAGUAGCUGAUCUCGGACGACGGUUGGACGAUUUAAUCGAUUUCGUGAAGCGAACAAAAGAGUUAGCUGAAGAUGCCAAAACAGAAGCGAACACUGUAUAUGAUGAAGCUUUAGGCAUCUAUACAGACGCCAAUUCCUUAGUUGUGCCAACUGCUGAUGUAGAAGCUAUGGAAAAUGAAGCAUCCAGAAUCAAAUCUGAAGCCAGAAGGAUCAGAGGUCAAGCGGAUUCUUUAGCCAAUGAACACAAAGAUACUCUGUCCAAAUUAGAUGAUCAAACGAAAGAUGCUGAUGGUUUAUUGAAUGAGGCAGUUAGACAACAACAGAUUACCGAUGAACUUCUUACCGAUACAGAUGCUGCUCUUGCCAAGGCCCUCGAUGCCAUAGCUUCUGGUGAAAAGAUUUUAGAAGAUGCCAAAGAUACGCUGGAUACAUUGAGAGGUUUCGAUCAGCAGGUGAGAGCGAGCCAAGAAAGAGCCAAUGAAACUUUGAAGAAGAUACCGCACGUCAAAAGAAAAGUGGGCGAGGCAGAAAACAAAACUUUUGAUGCGGAAGAUGCUCUGAGGGGAGCCAUUCAGGACGCCGCUGAUGCUCGAGACAUUGCGAGGGAGGCUCAAAGGUUGGCCGAGCAAGCGUCUCAAGAUGCUGACGGUAUUCGAAGGGAGGCUGGAGAUACUAAAUACGAAGCUGAACGACUGAAAGGUCAAGCUGGUCAACAUGCUGGUCAGGUUGCAGGUACUGACCAAAGAAUGAGAGGGUUUGAAGACGAAGCAGACAAUGAUGGAAUUUUAUCUAAGGAGGCUUUAGGUCGGGCAAAUGAAGCCAAAACUGCUGCAAUAGAAGCUGUUGACAAAGGAAGAAAUGCUGCUGCGAAACUAGAUAAUAUAUUGGACGCUUUAGGUGAUUUGGAUAGCGUGGAUAAUUCCCAGCUAGACGAUUUGGAACGGCUGCUUGCGUUGGCGGAGAGAGAGCUCAUCAAUGCUGACCUGGGGACGAGAGCGGAGGUCUUGCGAGAAGUCCAGGAAGAGCAAAAACGGUGGAUGAAAGAUUACGAGGACGAAAUCGAACAGUUGCGGAAAGAUGUUGCCAAUGUUGCAGCUAUUCGACAUUCCUUACCGGAUGGCUGUUACCGUCGUUUAGUCCUCGAACCUUAGGCCAUAUAUUAGGAACAAUUUUGUGUGCAUGAAAAGUGGGUGUAAUAAUACAGUAUAUCUUGAAUCUCAGAAUGCAUUACAUCUGAAUGUGUUUAAAUAAAUUUAACUUGACUAACUUAAAAUAUAACAUUCUAAACGAAUCGAUAAAUAAUAUAUCAUUAUUUUUCUUCUCUUUAAUAGAUCAUGUUUGAAUGAAACCUGAAGGAAUGAAGUGUAUUACGUAAAAUUAAACUGAUACAUUAAAAUUUUAUAAAUUUUCUUGGUUUAUUCGCCCUUUCUUUGUUAUUAAAUUAAAAAAAAUGAUAUAGAAACAUUUUAGAUUCAUUCUAAAUUCAGUUUUCUUUUGUAUUGCUAAUUCAUUCUGGUCAUUGGAAAUUCAGUCUAUUCAAGGUGCUUUCUUGUUAAACUUUAUGGUCUUUCUAAGAUCAAUCUUAUAUUUGCCUGAUUAAUUCUUACUUACCAUAAAGUUUUUAUGAGGAAAAGGUUGAUGAUCAAAAAUAAAAAAAAUUAUUUUCUUUCCUUAAUAAUAUAUAUUGUUUAGUCUUUUAAGUAUAUGUUUUAUGUGUCUUGUUGUUUAAU
Argiope bruennichi is the source of this 5550-nucleotide messenger RNA. Its product is annotated as laminin subunit gamma-1-like. The record is from RefSeq and is a predicted model, not a curated record. Bases 1 to 4971 code for a protein of 1656 amino acids. The transcript has 27 exons. Lineage: Eukaryota; Metazoa; Arthropoda; Arachnida; Araneae; Araneidae.